GCGAGGGGGACUGCAAGUUAUGAAGGUCGGCCGGUGCUCGGGAAGGCGCACCAGCCCCGGAUGAAGUUAGCCGGGAGCUCGAGCUAUGCUGGCCGGAGAUGACGGAGCUCAACCUGCCGUAUGCCGCGUGCGAGGUCCUGGUCGCGCUCUGCGCGGCCCUCGGCAAUGGCCUCGUCAUCCUCGUGUUCGCCAAGGAGCGCAAGCUCAGGCGGCGCACCAACUACUACAUCAUCUCCCUUGCGACGGCGGAUCUCCUUGUCGGCCUCUUCGCCAUACCCUUUGCCAUCCUCGCGAGUAUCGGACAGCCGACGAACUUGUACGCCUGCCUCUUCACCGUCUCCGUCCUCGUCGUCCUCUGCACCAUUAGUAUAUUCUGCCUGGUGGCCGUCUCCGUCGACCGCUACUGGGCGAUACUCCAUCCGAUGGGCUAUUCGAGGACGGUACGCACUAAGACGGCCAUAGGCAUCAUAUGCGUCUGCUGGGUGGCGGGGACAUUGGUCGGCUUUUUGCCGCUACUCGGAUGGAACGCGGGUCACAAGUCGGACGAGAAAUGCAUCUUCACCGAGGUCAUGGACUACGAUUACCUCGUCUUCCUCUACUUCGCUACAAUUAUCUUCCCGGCCCUCCUCAUCGCUGCUUUCUACGCCCAUAUCUAUCGGGUUGUAAUCAAACAGCUGCAGCAGAUUGUCACAAUGAAUCCGGGCAAGCGCAAGGAGAACCAAACACAUGGCACGAUGUUACGACUCCUAGGGGCGGCGCAGAAACGCGAGGUCAAGGCCACGCAGAAUCUAUCCCGCAUCGUAGCCUUUUUCAUCGUUUGCUGGUUCCCAUUGUACACCAUCAACUGCGUUAUGGCUUUUUGUCCACGAUGCGAGGUCAACCAGUUCCUUAUCAACUUCUGCAUCAUCUUAUCUCACCUUAAUUCAGCUGGCAACCCGCUUCUUUACGCUUACCACCUAAAAGAUUUUAGAGCUGCUCUCAAGAGCUUCAUUCAUAGGAUGCUGUUUCCGGGGAGACCGGAGGGCAAGGAUGCGCUCGGAGGACUCAUUGGGUCGAUUAACAUUAUCCAGGAGCCUCGAGGAGGCUCAAUUACCGGAACACAUAGAGGAUUUGUGAGUCGUGGCCACAUAAUUGGAUCGCACCAGCAAUUAUUGCAAACGGGUAGCAAUAACAUUAAUAAACAAACCAGCUUAAUUAGGCAAAUUCAGCAAACAAAAAUUAAGGAAAUACAAGCGAAUGUCGACGCUGAAUCAACGCAAAAUCCAAACAACAAAGGAAAGGGAGCCACGGCACGUAUGAUUUUCAUCAACAAUAAUAACAACGACAAGGCUCUGUCCCUGCCAAUGUCGGCCGUCUCGAUUCUCGGUCUCAACGCUCAACACGAUGUGAGAAGAAGUAGCAACGACUCUCUCAACGGAAACUCAAUCACUGCGCCGAACGCGAUUCCCGGUAGAUCCCCGACGACGACGAUGAUGACGACGACGACGCAGACGACGCAGACGACAACGACGACAACGUCGAACGUCACAUCGACAGUUCAGUUGAGGCUCUAUGAUUUUGAGGCAACUUUACAAUUCGUCGAUUGCGACGAAGACGACGGGGACGACGAUGGUCACGAUAACAACAAUAACGACAAUGGCGACAACGACGACGACCACGACGACGAUGACAACGAAAAUGCAACAAAGUCGGCGUUGCAACUGGAAUCGAUGCUCGUUAUAGUGGCUGAUGUCAAUCGCACUCUGUCGUCCGAUGAGAAACUGACAUUAGAUUUGGACGAUGGCCAGGCGGAUUAUAGACCGACAACUGACUGAAAGUGACAACUGCGGCUUGAGCAAAUAUUAUUUGUUUAUUGUAACGUUCGACGAGCGAUCACUUGCACGCAAGAUGAUGCGCCAUGGCGCCCUGUUUGUU
Molecule: messenger RNA, 1914 nt
Organism: Ceratosolen solmsi marchali
Lineage: Eukaryota; Metazoa; Arthropoda; Insecta; Hymenoptera; Agaonidae
Product: adenosine receptor A2b
Exons: 7
Coding region: 99-1814 (571 amino acids)
Biological process (GO): G protein-coupled adenosine receptor signaling pathway; adenylate cyclase-activating G protein-coupled receptor signaling pathway
Cellular component (GO): plasma membrane
Molecular function (GO): G protein-coupled adenosine receptor activity
Source: RefSeq, a predicted model, not a curated record